Messenger RNA from Larimichthys crocea (large yellow croaker), 2697 nucleotides. It is a transcript of the gene cdkn1bb, whose product is annotated as cyclin dependent kinase inhibitor 1Bb. Bases 465 to 1067 code for a protein of 200 amino acids. Gene Ontology annotation, biological process: negative regulation of mitotic cell cycle; G1/S transition of mitotic cell cycle; negative regulation of cell population proliferation. The transcript is spliced from 3 exons. Gene Ontology annotation, molecular function: protein-folding chaperone binding; cyclin-dependent protein serine/threonine kinase inhibitor activity. NCBI's taxonomy places the organism in Eukaryota, Metazoa, Chordata, Actinopteri, Sciaenidae. The record is from RefSeq and is a predicted model, not a curated record. Gene Ontology annotation, cellular component: cytoplasm; nucleus.
UCCUCCUCCUCCCCAAGUCAAGCUCCACUCUCAAUCCCAAGUAAAUCUUCAAUCGCCAUAUUGGGUCUGAGAAGGUUUGUCUGCACUUUUUCUCUCAGCGCGGACGAACAUUUUUUGACAGAGCUCGCGCUCUCUCUCUCGCUCUGUCGGUUCCCCCCUCGUGCACUUUUUUUUUUUUUUUUUUUUUGUGUGUGUGUGUGUGUUUUUUUUUUUUUUUUUUUGAUGCCCUCGCGGAGACAACCCGGAGCCUGACGACACCGCGGCCGUUACCGUCUCCAGCUCGACGUAUGCAUGGCAUAACGCGUUUUUACGCUUGUUUUGGAUCUUGCUCGGCGACAAGGAGAUACCCGUUUGUUUUUUCUUUCUUUUUAUUCUCGUGAAAAGGAAAAAUAAAAAAAAAACCUGGACGCUCCGGGCGCUGUUUCUGUUUUUGAGAAAAUAAAUUCUCCACCGGGGUGGGAAAAAUGUCAGAUGUUCGGUUAUCAAACGGGAGCCCGACGCUGGAGCGCACGGACCAGCAGCGGGUGUCCGAUCACCCGAAACCGUCCGCCUGCAGGAGCCUGUUCGGCUCGGUGGAUCACGAAGAGUUAAACAGGGAUUUAAAGGGACAUUUGCGGGAGAUGGAAGAGGCUGCCUCCGCCAAGUGGGGCUUCGACUUCGCCAAUCACAAGCCGCUGUCCAACGGGAGGCUCGAGUGGGAAUUAGUGGAUUGCAGAGACGUGCCGGAUUUCUACAACGGGCAAACGCGCAGGGGGGAGAACAAGAAGAAGCAGAUGAAGCAGAAGAAGAAGGGCGUCUGCUCUGCUGGGAAUAACAAUGUGGAUCUAAACGGGAAUCAUAGCUGUGUGGUGGUGACACCGAGCGAAGACAGCGGCAGGUCUGACGCGCAGAUGGAGUGCACGGAGCAGUGCACCGGGCUGAGGAAAAGACCUGCAUGCCACGACACCUCGGCUCAGACUAAGAGGUCACACACCAGCAGCAGCAGCUCAGAUGAGGUUAGUUGUCCGAACCUGAACCACUCUGCAGAACACACACCCAGAAAGACGAGUCCCAAGAGGCAGACGUGAGGACGAGACAACGAGCCGAAGAUGUAUCCCCCACCCCCAUCCCACCCCCCCCUUUUUCUUUUUGUACGUGGGGAAACCUCAGUGUUAGCCGAAUAUAUUUUCUUUUUUUUUUUUUUUUUUUUUGGAAGAGGAACUACACAGCAUCAGAAACAUAUCAGCUCUCCUGAAGACGGGGGAGGACGCUGUUGAAGCACUGAAUAGAAACACUAAAGUUUGUGGCACUCAAUUUAAAAAAAAAAAAAAAAAAGUUAAAAAAAAAAAAGUUACUGCCUCUAAAAGCAGUCGAUGUAGCAGUGUGCAAUUAGGUUUGAUUUCCUUUUUUGCUCCUUCUUUUCUUUCUUUUUUUUUUUUUUUACUACCUGUGUGUAAAUAAAUAUACAUAUUAUUAUAUUAUUAUUUCUCUCCAUAUGUAGCACAUAAGAAAAACAUUAUGAUUUGAACACAGAUCCUUUUAUGUAAAAAGGUGUGACUUUUUGAUUUGACUUGAAGAAUUUGCAGUGUAGUUUGAUACAUGUUUUCCAAAAUGCUGUUUUCUGUUUGUUGUUUAUUCUGUUUUUUUCUGAAAAAAGGCAGUGUGACUCUUUGACAAAGUCCCUAAUUGCUACAUUUUUUUAAAAACACACACACACACAGACAAAAAAAUAAAAUAAUCAUGGCUUCUUAUAGUUUCUUAACAGUGUAUCUUCACUCCGUCAUCUUCCUAACUCAGCAGUGAAGAACGGUACAAAUGUAGCUCAUCUGUUUAGUUUUUUUAUUAUUAUUAUUUUUCCUUCCUCUGGUCAUUUCAGUGUCACCAAGUGCAGGUUCUCUAAGAAGAUCUAUUUCCCCAGGAAAUCAACACAGGAAAAAAAAAAAAGUAAUAUUUCUGGUCGGACUUCCUUUUUUAUACCACCCGAUAUUUAUUUUUGUGAUAGGUGCGGUUGGCAUCAGUCGAAUCCUGGAAUAUGAUCUGUUUUUUAUUUCUCAAGUUCUCCUGCACACUUCAGCCACAUUGUUAAUGGUGUUUUUUUAAUUUGUCAUAUUUUUUUUUUCCCUCUGGAGUUGUGAGGUACUCAGAUAUUGAAGGACAAAGACCAUACAAACUGCACAGGUUGUGUAAAAAGUCAUCCUCUCUUUGACUGUGUUAUUCCUUUUCGGUUUCAUCUUUUCAGACAGAGAGGAGGUUUUUCUGAAAUAUUCAAAAAGAAAAAAAAAACAAAUAAAAAGGUUGAAUGUCCUACAAUACCAAAUACAUGGUUGCUUCAAAAGUAUGGUUGCUGGCACCGCCUGUGCUCCUUAAUUGACUUCACAUCGUAUUACUUUGUGAUAACCUUUUGAGUUAAAUUUCCAUGUUAUGUUUUUGUAUUUUUUUUUUUUCCUUUCACCGAUGUUGUUAGCCUGCUGAGGAUGCAAAUGUGAGCAUCUAAAAGCUUCCCUUUAUUUGCCUAAAGUGUAGGUUAUAUUCAAAGAGACCAGUGUACACCUGGAUGGAGAGAAGAGAGAAAGAGAGAGAGAGAGAGAAAAACCAGCUUGUCUCAGAAAUGCAGUCACCAUGCCUGUGUAUUUGUGUAAAUCUUUGCAAUGUACCUAUGUACAUAAUUUUGUAAAAACACUGAGAAAUUAUACUAACUUAUUUAUGUCAAGCUUUUUU